Molecule: messenger RNA, 2271 nt
Organism: Vombatus ursinus (common wombat)
Lineage: Eukaryota; Metazoa; Chordata; Mammalia; Diprotodontia; Vombatidae
Gene: RRP1
Product: ribosomal RNA processing 1
Exons: 13
Coding region: 49-2091 (680 amino acids)
Biological process (GO): rRNA processing
Cellular component (GO): nucleus; preribosome, large subunit precursor; preribosome, small subunit precursor
Source: RefSeq, a predicted model, not a curated record
UCUUCAUCGCGCUUCGUUUCCCAGGCGCUGCGUGAGCUAUUCGCCAUCAUGUCUCCGGCCCCGGCGCUUCCCUCGGAAAUCCAGCUAGCGCAGCGGCUGGCCGGCAACGAGAAGACGACCCGAGACCGUGCGGUGAGGAAGCUCCGGAGAUACAUCCGCGCCAAGACCGGAGCCGCCUCAGGUGGUUUCAAUCAUGAAGAAUUGCUAAAAAUAUGGAAAGGGCUUUUCUACUGUAUGUGGAUGCAGGACAAACCUCUCCUACAGGAGGAACUUGGAAAUACAAUUUCCCAGCUCAUUCAUGUUUUUCAGAACACAGAAUCCCAGCACCUGUUUGUUCAGACUUUUUGGCAAACCAUGAGCCGUGAGUGGAUUGGAAUAGACCGAUUGCGCUUGGAUAAGUUCUACACGCUAAUGCGCCUGCUUCUGAACCAGUCCUUCGAGGCAUUAAAAAGAAAUGGAUGGGAGGAAAGUCAGGUUGAACUACUUGUGGAUAUCCUAGUGAAAGAAAUUUUGAACCCAGACAGUCAGGCACCUUGUGGAGUGAAGUCCCACUUUAUUGACAUCUACUUAGAAGAACUGACUAAAGUAGGAGCAGAAGAGCUUACAGCAGAUCAAAACCUGAAGUUUAUUGUUCCAUUCUGCAAAAUUGCAGCUAAGACAAAGGAUUCUACUUUGCUGUAUAAUAUAGUCGGAGGUAUCUUUGAAGCAAUUUUGGAGCAAGCUCCCUUUGCCAUUGAAGAUUUAAUAAGAGAAUUAAAUGCAAACGAAGAGGACAGUGAACUAUUUGAAGCCGAAUCAGAUGAUAUGACAUCGAUAAGAUUACCUAGGAAGCAAAAGAAAGGAACGAAAGGAAAGGAUUCCUCUCUAAGCGAAGAUAAACCAAAAGUGAAAAAGCAGAGUGGUGGCAAGGGACACAUUGGGCUUUUCCUUCAGUUUAACUAUGAGGAAAUUGCCAAUAGACUGUUUGAAAUGGCCAGCAGGCAAAGCACUCCUUCCUUAAAUAGGAAGCGUCUCUACAAGCUGGUCAGAAAAUUCCAGAGCCUUGCUGAAGGCAUAUUCCCUCAAGAUGGCCUUCCUCAGCGUAAAAAGUCAAACCGGAACAGGCUUCAGCAAAAGAAGACUUGUUUGCCAAAAUCAAAAUUGCAAAAAGAGAAAGGGAAAAAAGAUGAAAAGCAGAAUAUGGAGACAGCUCUGACUUUUGAGAAAGAUAGGUCAAGAGCUACGAAGAGAAGGGAGAUAAAUAAAAGGAAGAAUAUGAGUACUGAUUCUUCUUUUCCAAGUGACAUAGGCAUGUCUGAUACAGUUGUUUCCUUAAAUCCUCAAAACAACAGCUCAAGAAGAGCAUGUAAAAGAACAAAGGGUCAAGGACCAAAAGCCUUUAAAGUAAUAGAUGGCGGCUUCCAAGACCCAAAUAAGAAUGAUGAAACAGAGACCCAAAAGAAUGAAGAAAAACUGACAGACCUUGAGGUGAUGCCAGCCAUUGGCAAAAGCAGGAAAGAAGAUGCUUGUAAGAAGAUAGAGACGGAGGAACAACAAAAGAAAAACUUGUGCACCACACUUCAGAAGGCUUAUACAGAAACUCCUUCUGUGAAAGGAUUGCCAGCACAUCCUAUUAUUUCCUCAAAGCCAGAAAGUAAUGACAUAGGAACUCCUAAAUUGGUCACAAAGCAAAGGAAGCAAGUUGUUAAUGGAAGCAACCACAUUAUUCCCCAGGUAGCCUCAAAGGUUUCUUCAGAAACAGUUAAUGUGAAAGAGUUACAGUUAAGUAGAACCAGUGACUUAGAGACAGAGUAUCAGGAUGUAGCUACCACUAAAAUGAUAAAAAAGAAACAUAAGCGGGUUAGCAGAAACAGCGUUGUUCCUCCCCAGAAAGACAAGGCCAAGUUAUCCAAAAGGGAGUUGGCAGAGAGUACAGAAAAUCCAACAGAUUGUGAUUUUCUUCCCCCUCCAAAAAGGCCAAACAGGAGUGUCAGUAGAUCAACAGAUUCUUUAAAAAGGAAAAAUAAACUAAUUUUUUGGUCUCUAGGACCAAGGAUGCUUUUCAGAUCUCCGGGUAGAAGAGUGAAAAGAAACACAAAGAAAGAUCUUUAAUGCUUUCUAAGUGUUAGGACUGGUUUUCUGGGUGAUCUUUGAGGAGUACAACUUCCAAAAAAGAGUGGGCAAAAGAAAUGUUUUCUAUCCCAAGGCAAAUAAGCAUUCCUUCAUUUGCAAGGAAUCACAUUAAAAAUAUUAUUUUUUUUCAGCAAUAAAAACUGAGUUGUGGCACAAGAA